GAAGCUAGACACAAUUGGACUGAGCUGAAACAUUUCACCAGACUAACGGUAAGCCUUUUAUCUUUUUUGUCUUUUGUCACAUUGUCAUAAAAUUAUUUUUGAAAUAACUUGGCAUCCAGUUGUUUCCUGUUCAUACAGGCAUAUCAAAUUCCCUUACAAAAUGUAUUAUAUUAACCCAAAUUUUUGCCAAAUGCUGUGGUUUUUAUUAUAUAAAUUGCAUUUACAAUGAAACUGUGAUCUACAAUAAAAAAUUAAUUUAGCUCCUUGUCCAAGUCACUCAAUCCUAUAAAACAGAAAAAUCCCAGAUGAGAUCUCUUUAAUGUCUUAAUUAGUUCUCCUAGAAAUCAAGGAGAUUUAAUGGAUUUUACAUCUCACAAAUGCCACUAUUAAUCUGCAAUUACAGCAAUAUUAUUGAAGAUCUUAAUAUGAACUCAGUCAUUUCUCAAAAAUGUACCUAAAACAGUUUAUUUUACCUCUACAAUUUGCAUUAAUUUGGUUCUUUCUUACUCUUAAUGUAUUUUCACAAUUGUCAUCAUUUUAUGGAAAACAUCCCGAAGUUGAUACUUUUCAUUUUUUUCAACAAAACUUUGUAACAACUUAAUUUCAUCACAUUCAUGCAAUUAACUUGAUACAGUAUCUAAUAGCCCGGAUCUUUAUUUCUGAUCUCAGGACUUUAGUACAAUGCUUGAAGUUUAACUCUGUUGCUUUGGGUCUUUUUAAUGAUGUUGUAUUUUUUACAGAUAUUUUUGGCCUACGAUCUCUCACAAGAUGACUGAUCUGCUGAAGAAUUGCAUUUCAGAGAACCAGGAUCUUAUCGUGGACGUCAUCGAGCAGGGUGCUGAAGUGAUGGCCAGCAUCGCUGGAGAUCUUUCUCCCAUUUUCUCCAUUUUAGCUCAUUCUGUGAAGCUGGCGAUGGGUAACGUAGAAAGCAAAGACGUCCAGUUCAUGCAGGAACAGUUACAGAAGUUACAAGAUCGCCUUGCUGCCGUUUCUGAAGAGAGCCAGCAGAUUAUCGAGGAGCUCAAGAAAAGUCAAGCAUAUCAUGUCUACUCGUCCGUGGAGAACAACCUGAACAACCACUUCCGCAAAUUUACGGACAUCUUCAAAGCCAAAGAUCAGGCCAGAGAGUCCAGAAAGGACAUGUUCAUGGCCAGCUUCAAGAGGACGGGUGUAAAAGACAACCUCAACACUCUGUAUGAUGCUGUAACAGGGAAUAACUUCUCUGGAGAGUCUGUGCUGGAGAUCACGCUGAAUUACGAGCAGAAGAGCCGCAGGGCGGUGGAGGAAUUCUGCGCUAUGCUAAAGAACCUGUUUUGCAUCGGUUUGAUCACCUUACUGGGAUAUACAGCCAUGGAAGGCUCUGGUAAAGAGGAGGACUUACGUCAAGAUUGGGGCGAGAAAAUGAAAGUGGUCCAGUCUAAAAUGGACGAGGCUAUCGAAGAAUGCAUCAACAGCUUUCCCACACAAGCUGAGCUGGAUGCUGAGCGUAUCGUGAGAGGCCGUGCUGACAAAAACAACCAGCAACUGGCUGACAUGUUGAUGGACCAUUUAAAAAAGAAGUACGACUGGGUGUGCUGGUCAGUCCGUGUCUUUAACUCUCCCACAGGCCUGUUCGCCAACAAGAAAGACUUCCAGGGUUUGAUGGGAAAUAAUCAGUUUGUGGUGUCUGUGUCGGAUGAGAAAUUAAAUGUUGUGAUCUCCUACAGCGCAUCACCUGAACCCAUUGAUAAAGCCCUGAUACUGACCCUUAUUCUGUUUUUGGAACAGAAUAAAUGUAUAUUUAAAAAGUCCUCAAUGGCGAUGAUGUCCAAACAGAUUUUUGUGACAAUCCCUCAUUGUGUGGUGCACACGGUCAAGACCUCGUGUAAAGAUUUGGGCUUCUCCUGCAGCUUCUCUGAUGAGCGGCACUACUCUAUAAAGUUUGAAAACUUCCAUGUCUUUGUUCACUCUGAAAAAAACAAGGAGAAAAAUAGAAAAGCCAUAGUCAACAGCUAA
This is a messenger RNA of Triplophysa rosa, 1995 nucleotides long. Its product is annotated as protein rapunzel-like. The coding region runs from base 769 to 1995 and encodes 408 amino acids. NCBI's taxonomy places the organism in Eukaryota, Metazoa, Chordata, Actinopteri, Cypriniformes, Nemacheilidae. The record is from RefSeq and is a predicted model, not a curated record. The transcript has a single exon.